This is a messenger RNA of Nelumbo nucifera (sacred lotus), 929 nucleotides long. NCBI's taxonomy places the organism in Eukaryota, Viridiplantae, Streptophyta, Magnoliopsida, Proteales, Nelumbonaceae. The record is from RefSeq and is a predicted model, not a curated record.
UUAAAGAGAGUGGUUGAUGCAUGAACAUAUAUACAAAUCUUGCAGUUUUACUUUUAGAUACAUAAAGAAAGAAAGAAAGAAAACCCCACAAUGCAUUCCCUUCGAUUGGCUUCUCUAACAUUGGCUCUUCUUCUCCACUGCGUCGCCAGUGCUGACCCUCUCUUUCAUUUUUGUUCUGGCUCAGCCAACUACACUUCCAACGGAACUUAUGAGAAGAACUUGAACCAGUUGACGGAUUAUCUCUCCUCUAAAGUUCCUCCCACAGGCUUUGGAUUUGAUUCAGUUGGGGAGGCCCCAGACCGUGUAAACGGGCUAGCUCUUUGUCGAGGUGACGUCUCUACCGAAGAUUGUAAGAGCUGUGUCAUUGGAGCCAACAGUGAAAUCCGCCAACGUUGUCCCAAUGACAAAGAAGCCAUUAUAUGGUAUGAUAACUGUCUUUUGAAGUACUCAAAUCUGGAUUUCUCGGGCAAAAUUGACUACAAAUACAGGUUCUACAUGUGGAACACACAGAAUGUAAGUGAUCCAGCUUCUUUUAAUCAGAAAACAGAGGAACUCCUAAGCCGCCUAGCUGAGCAAGCUUAUCGAGGUGCGAUGCUAUUUGCUACCGGAGAGCAACAGCUGGAUGAAGCGGUGACACUAUAUGGGCUGGUUCAGUGCACUAGGGACCUCCCUAGCGCUGGUUGCAAGAGGUGCCUGGAUGAUGCAAUAAGUGAACUUCCUAGCUGUUGUGACGGUAAGCGAGGAGGAAGGGUUGUUGGUGGAAGUUGUAAUUUCAGAUACGAACUGUACCCCUUUGUCAAUACAUAGAACAUGUUGAAAUCUUUGUAUGGACAAUGGAGAGUUUAAGGGAAUAUAUCUCUACAUAUUUAAACUAUUUAUGGAUUAUGAAAUGUAAAGGAAGGACCUUUACCUUGAUGGUUCGGUUAAAA